AUGGUAUCUUUCUACAGACUUUGGGCCGUUGCGGCGCUCGGAUCGGGGGUCUCUGCUGCAGCUGCUACAUAUCCGAACGGCACCACCUCGAGUGUAUGCGCCGAUUGGUGUUGGAAGACAGUAACAGCGACAGUGGGCUACGCGGAGCCCACUACUGUUUACAAGACUGUGACAGAAAUCGUCAGUGCUUCGGGCUAUGGAGAUACUGUGACAUCUUGGAGGACGGCCACUGUCACAGCGUCUGGAGAGUCGAGCAACCAAACUCUGACCGAAUACAAAACCUCUACCGUCGUUAGUACUGAGGAAGAUAAGACAACCGAGAAGACGACAGAGACAGCCUACCAGAACUCAACAAUCACGGCAACCGAAUCGACCACAACUACGGUCGUGUCGUCAUAUGUGGUUACUACGACUAACUACGUCUGCUCCGUCGCCUCUCCUGUGGCCUAUAACGCCCUCGCCGUUGGAGACGAGACUAGCACUGUCUACACCACAGAAUAUCAUACCGUCACAAGUUGCGCUCCGACAGUGGUUGGAUGUCCAGGUACCUCAGCUAGCGGAUACCCAACCGCCGUCCCUUCAACUAGCACCAGUGAACCACCAACAAGCCCCACAACCAUUGGCUGUGUAGGCAACACUGUGACGAGCUGGAAGACAGUCACAACGGCUAUCCCAACGACCAUUGGUACGACCGUAGCGACGACAGUCGAUCACACAACCACAGAGGUGUCAAAGACCACUGAAAGCGUUACGACCACUAAACUAACCACAAUCACGCUCACUUCGUCCUACCCUUAUACUGUCACUACCUCACUCUGCUCAUAUAACCCUGUCCCUACAUAUGGCCUGGCUGAAGUCAGCGAGAGCACGGUUUAUGAGACAUCAUAUACGACAAUCACUCAAUGCCCGACUACUGUCACGGACUGUCCAGCUCGCACGAGCAGCGCGACCGCUUCCGGUACUCCAAUCGGCUGUGUCGUAGCAACAGAAACGCGAUGGACCACGGUGACCACGACUACGGCCAUUCCAACAACAGUAUCGACCACAGUUGAGCACACGGUAACACGCACCUCUACGACAACGUGCACUGAGAUAUCUACCACAACGAGGCUUUCCACCUACACGACCACCAAAGUCAAGCCUACGACUUACACGGUCGACCACACCACCACUGCUAUCAGCUGGGCUACCACCACGGAAACUUCCGUGUCUACGCUGACUGAAAAUAUCACGUAUACAACCGUCAGCUCCGUUCCAUAUACGACCGUCGAGACGUCGACUUUCAGCACCACAGAGACCGAUCUCAUCACCUCUACGCAGACGGAGACAGUGUAUACGCCAACCACCACAACUCAGACUCAAACCUUGACCACAACCUGGCCGGUGACAGAGACAACCACUGUCGUUAGUGAUCACACAACUAUCACAACCGUGUACUCUGUCAGCCUGACCACUGAGCUCGUGACCACGGUCUCGACCUUCGUGACCUCUGUGCCCUACACAACUACGGAGAUAGAGACAACAUACACCCCCACGACGACGACGGACUACAUCUGGACGACUUCUUAUAUCACCACAACAUACUCAGAGAGCUAUCCUGUGACAGUGACGGAUACUGUUACAAGCGAUCGGACGGUCAUCAGCACCUUCUGGACGACUGAUGUCGUCACGGCCACCUCAACUCUGUUUACCAGGCACCACAGUCCUCAUCACUUUGCCAGGAGUUCCUACAACUUUUACAGAGAGCUACACCACGACGACGAGCAUCUCAGGAAGCUUAACGACGUUGACUCUCACAUCUACCAGUGUAUCUACGGCUCCAGGCGAGGUUGUCACGACGACUCAGCAACUUCCUGGCUCAACAGAGACAGAAACACAGACCCUCACGCUUCCAGCCUCUACAAGACCAUCACGCUUCCGGCAUCCACCGUCACACUGCCAGGCGUAACGUCGGUACAGGUUAUCACUUCCGUGGUACCCCCUGUAACAACUACCUAUACACAAGGUGGCUCAACUGUGACAGAAACACUGCCGCAGUCAACAGUGCUAGAGACACGGACCAUCACAGCUCCGCCGGAGACUGUAACGUCGCCGCCAGAGGUCACCACAUUGACGUCGACUAUCAUCCAAAGUAUCAGUGUUUGUACGCCGCCUCCUGCUGCGCCGACUGCGUCUGCCCUUGACCCAAAGUCGGAUCUGACGUGGAGCUGCGCACCUGGCUAUAACUGCAAUCCACCAAAGCCAGAUGGUUGCAAUGUGUGGUCCGACAUCCCUGCGGACAACUAUCAUUGCCCGCAGGAGUAUUGCGAGCCGGUGAAACCUUACUUGAACACUACCUGGGCAGAACACAACACGAGCUACUACCCGAUCACGGAAGGCUACUUCAAUCUUAACCCACAGGCGUUUGGCCUGAGCUACGAGAUUUUCUCGGAAGAGAUCAUCAUCGAGGAAAUCGCUGGCUACGAGGUGACUAUCACGACAGGCAACUGGGCUUCGCAGACGUCUCUCUCGGAGUUUACCAUAAGUGAAACCGCAACAGCGCUUCCUUGGAGAUCGAGUGUGGAGAAACUCAAGCGCAUCUUCACCAGUAAAAAGCUGACCAAGGGAGUCUCGCUUAAGAAGCGCGAUACUGUGGCUUCCACAGUUCCAGCGAUUUGCUUCGAUCAGUGCAAUAAUGCCUACCUGGAAGCCCAAUCCCGGGGAAAGGUCGCCGCGCUUUGCGAUUCGGAUUCUGCCUUCGAAAACUACUACAAAGGUUGCAAUCUUUGCAUCGACGACAACGAGGACCAGACGAAACUCAGUUCACGCCAGUAUAUCACUCAGGCAUUCUCACAAUAUGUCACCUUCUGUGACGCCACUGAUACGACAUCUCCAACCAGCUCAUCCCCUGCUGCUGAUGUCACGUCCACAACGGCGCUCGUCUCGGUCGACCUCGUCUUCAGCUUCAGAGUCCACGUCUCCCUCAUCAUCUCCGUCAAGCACGAGUUCAUCAUCGGCAUCUGUGACCUCGACUUCAGCAACCCAGACGUCAGGCAGCUCUACAGUCUCCAGCUCUUCUGGAACCUCCGCCAGCUCCGGACAAUCACCAAGCUCAAGUCCCUCGGCAACCGGGUCAGCUUCAGCCAGCUCUGCCUCGUCAGCUUCAGGCUCCGAGGGAACGACGUCAGCCACGGGUACAACUCAAACAGGUGGCACGAGUACGACGCCAUCUGGUACAAGCACCUCUGGCCCUGUCCAAGCUGCUGCCAUCAAGCUUCGAAGCGGGAGCCUCACGAACCUAGGCGGACUUGUCCUCCCACUGUUGGCUUGCCUGAUGCUGGUUUAAUCGUGACUGAAACGGAGUUUUCGGCAUGA
This is a messenger RNA of Diaporthe amygdali, 3354 nucleotides long. RefSeq names its product glycoprotein X. Bases 1 to 3354 code for a protein of 1117 amino acids. NCBI's taxonomy places the organism in Eukaryota, Fungi, Ascomycota, Sordariomycetes, Diaporthales, Diaporthaceae. The transcript has 13 exons. The record is from RefSeq and is a predicted model, not a curated record.